Messenger RNA from Raphanus sativus (radish), 1341 nucleotides. RefSeq lists its product as uncharacterized. NCBI's taxonomy places the organism in Eukaryota, Viridiplantae, Streptophyta, Magnoliopsida, Brassicales, Brassicaceae. The record is from RefSeq and is a predicted model, not a curated record. Bases 1 to 1341 code for a protein of 446 amino acids. The transcript has a single exon.
AUGUCAUGCUUCCUUCUUCCCCAAGAGAUUAUACGUAAACUCACAAGCGCCAUAUCCCGUUUCUGGUGGAGCACAAAAGAUAACAAUCGAGGUCUUCAUUUGAUUGCUUGGAGCAAAAUCUGCACACCAAAAGAUAAGGGAGGCCUUGGCUUUCAAGACUUCAAAAUUUUCAAUCUUGCGCUCCUUGCGAAGCAAUUAUGGAGACUUCUCCAGUACCCAAACUCACUCCUGGCUAGAGUUCUCAAGGGACGGUACUUCAGACUCUCGAACCCAAUAGACGUCUCGAAGGCAAGCAACCCCUCCUACGUAUGGAGAAGCCUUAUGGCAGCGCAACCCCUCCUGAAAUCUGGUCUCCGCAAAUCUAUAGGAUCGGGUCAAAGUACCCUGGUGUGGUCUGACCCGUGGGUCCCCACGACACCACCAAGACCAGCCAUACCGCUCGGGCCAUCCUUCAAUCCAUCCCUCCGUGUGAGAAACUUGAUAGACCAAAACACCAAUGAGUGGAAGCACUCCCUGCUGCAUAAUCUUGUAGCCCCGACAGAUAUUGCACAUAUAAAAAGCCUCAGGCCGACGCGAUCUCCAAGACCAAAUGCUUUCGUCUGGACCUUAACAAAAUCUGGUGUAUACUCUGUCAAGACAGGUUACAACCUAGCUAUGGAAAAAAUGGAACCAAGCGAUGCUGCUCAGGUUCUCGAACCAAGUACCACAUGCCUCAAAGCUAAAGUCUGGAAACUCAAAACGACCAAGAAGAAUCAGCACUUCAUAUGGCAAGUCGUAUCCAAUUGUGUACCGGUUUGUAGCUCCCUAGCUGAUCGCCAUUGCGGAACGGACCGGGCUUGUCCGCGAUGUGGCGCCGAAGAAGAAACCCGCAACCACUUGCUCUUCGAAUGCCCCCCGGCUGUCCAAACUUGGGCGCUCGCCGACCUGCCACAACUUCCAGGACUCUUCCUGAGCAGCUCGAUCUACAGUAUCAUUGAUCACGCUUUAUGGCGAGCCAAAGAAUACUCAGUCCCAGAAAACAUACUUGACAAUAUCCCAUGGGUUAUAUGGUAUAUAUGGAAGGCUAGAAACGACAAAGUGUUUAACGGCAGAGAUACUUCUCCUCUAGAGACAGUACAAAUCGUCAAAUCAGAGGCAGAUAGAUGGCGCCUAGCACAAAUCACCGAGGAAAUUCAUGAAGACGACGAAGGCGCAGCUACUAUAGACCCUCCUUCCACAAUACCCGGGCCGAAAUGCUCGAUCGACGGCAUGGUCUUAACGACCGAGGAUGGGGUGCAGACUUUUGGUUCAUUUGCUAGUAACCGAGUCUUAACCCCUUACACGCGGAAUUUCAAACUCUGA